Messenger RNA from Williopsis jadinii, 2204 nucleotides. RefSeq names its product Inp2p (gene INP2). Bases 96 to 2204 code for a protein of 702 amino acids. Gene Ontology annotation, molecular function: myosin binding. Gene Ontology annotation, biological process: peroxisome inheritance. Lineage: Eukaryota; Fungi; Ascomycota; Saccharomycetes; Phaffomycetales; Wickerhamomycetaceae. The record is from RefSeq and is a predicted model, not a curated record. Gene Ontology annotation, cellular component: peroxisomal membrane. The transcript has a single exon.
AAACAAACAAAGCAUUCUCUUCACAUCAAAACAAAGAACACAGGAAUCAAAACGAAGUCAACGGCGGCUACGAAGAGCAGGGAAGACCAGCGAAGAUGAGUGGCACAAGUUACUUCAUGGACGGGUUGGCUCCAUUCAGAAGGUAUCUUAGUCAAUCCGUGCUGCCGCAGAACAAGGUGAUUCGGAAUGAAGACGUUGGCGAUGAUGGUGGUGGUGGUGGUGAUGAUGUUGCGUACGAUGGGGUCUCGGACUGGGGCAUUGACUCUAACGACUUCAGAUCGAUGAGCUCUCCGACUCUGGUCAAUGACUAUGCGCAUGGUCAAGUUGAUAUUCAUGGCGAUACGCCUCGGUUGGAAGAGGAUGUGAACUUUUGGGGAAUGAGCCCUGCGAAGGUUAGACACGUUCAAAUACAAGAUGUGCGGAGUGGGCCGGUACGACACUGGUCUGCGAGCGAGCUCUGUAAAGAAUUGAAGAGACGAAACGAGGACCUGGAGUUACAAUUUGAGGAUUUCAUAGAGGAGUACAGAUAUCUACUUGUGACGAGUGAACUUUUAGAUGAAGCUCUGAUGGUUUCCAAGUUUUCAAAGAAGAAGAAGUCAGCAGCCUCUUUCCAUUCGCCCAAUGGGAAGCAGGUAUUCUAUACAAAACACGGUGAAGUUGUUCGUUAUGACUCCAAGUAUUCAAUAUCGCCACAUUUCAAUGAACUGACUGUGCUGGACUCUGCAAUUCAAUUGAACAGAUUGAAGAGCCGAUCAGCACAGCUCCAUUCGCCUCAAGAUGUGAAGACAACACUGAUCAGAUCACUGUCCAGUACACACCUAUACCUUCGCUCCAAGUCGAUCAUAACAGAUUUGUGGCAUGUAUCUACGCUUUCAAAGCUGAAGGCAAUAAUCCAAGGAUUCCAAAAAUUCGAUACACUCGUUGCUAAAUUGAUAACAAAGUUUAAGGAAUUGAGCAUAUACACAGACCUAGUACCGCACACAAAACAUUCUGACGAUAUGGAUCCAAACAUUGUGUUUGCCAUGGUGAAUAGUGUCUUAACACUCUCACUCCAACGCUGUACCACUUCUUCAAAAGAGCUACUCGCUUCUGUUAAUGGAUUGGAGUUACAAAACUACUGUGAUAUUUAUAACGUUCAAACUACAGAUUUGGUCUCAGUAUUUGACCCAGAGACGCCUUCUUUCACAAUCGACUUUAUUGUUAACAAGUUGUACAAAUUGAGAUCUCUGAGACGCUUUUUCAUCUGUUCUCUAUUGGCGUUUGACUUUGGGUCGGAACGUGGAGAAGCGUUGAUAAACGUUGAGUUUAUGAGACAGCUAACUUCGCUUUUCAAAAUUGAUUCCAAUGUAAAGUUGACAAUUUCAUCCAGGUGGGGUGUACUUUUAAAGACAUUAGAUGAUCAAAAUAGCUUAAUUGUCAUGUUAACUUCAUCGAUGAAGGAUUUCAUCCAACAACAUGACAUCUCACUAAGCUCUUUACCCAUGGAUUUGCGUGGUCUUGACAGUUCCACAAAACUCGAUCCAACGCUCGAAUUAUCCAAACAUAUUAAAGAUUUACAACUGAAACUGUUAGCGGUGGAUAGAAAUGCAGCUUCAGAAGUUCAAUUGGAAAGUUACAGAAAGUUACAAAUAACUAUAGAUUCAAUUGUACAGCAGUACCACAAGGACUUGAACAAAUUGGAAAACUCAUCGAAUCGCAGACCCUUCCACUUGACUAAACAACGGGUUACUUCCACGACGAGAAAGAGAUUCUCGCUGCCUCUACAACACGUACAAUCGUCACCAUCACAACAGGGAAAUCCAUCCAAGAGUGCAUCGUCAAGUCCAAAGCAUUAUAAGAGGAUGAGUUCAGGGCUAGGGCUAUCAUUACUAACAGUUACUGAAAGCACCGAAUCGUCUUCAUUUUACCAAGACGACUAUGUUAAGAACUUUUUAUCGACAAAUGAUAGUGUUGUGAUUUCUUCCAACACUGAUGAUACGACUUUUGAAACCAUGGAUGAUCAGAUGCUGAAGGAACAACUCGAGAAGAACUUUUCCAUGAUGACAUCGACAAAUUCAGUAUCAGUUGAGGAGAAUGGUGAAGAGCUUCAUGUAAAGGACAGCGAGAUGAGUAAGAACGAUGUGAAAGUCGACUCCGAAGUGGCACACUCGUUGUUUGAAGAGAUGAAAACAGCACUUUCAAAAAGAGAGGACCAGGAAUUCUAA